AUGAACGAAACCACUCCUUCCCCGAGUCCCGCACCAGCUCUGAAAGCUUCGCCUGGUUCAAAACCCUCACCCUCACCGACCGCCGGCAUAAAACGCAAGAGAAAUGGCCCAGCAAAAUAUUAUGCCGUCAAGGCAGGUCACAAGCCGGGCAUCUACCAUGGAUGGAAUGAAUGUCUGGCUCAAAUAACGGGGUUCAAGGGAGCAAUUUUCCAAUCGUUUCCCUCACAAGAAGCAGCGAACGCGUUUUUGAAUGGUGUCAAGCUUCCGACGAACGCUUCCUCAGGCGCGGAAACUAGAUUUUACGGGAUCCAACGAGGUCGAGUCCCAGGCGUAUACACCGACUGGAACAAAGCACAAGAACAAAUUCGUGGGUUUGCUCGGCCUAAAUACCGCAAGUUCUCGAGCCGUGACGAUGCAGAGGACUUCGUACGGGAUGGCCAGAAGUCAGUUCCUGCGGUCGGAUUCGGCGCACCUGUAACCGAGACUGAAGCACCAAAAGAUGCAGAAGGGGUCGAAUUUGCACCUGGUGACGGCCCACUCCCCCAGGGAGCUGAAGAUGGCUUUGACCCUAAUGUGCUUCUAGAUCCAGCCACAGGCAAGGUGAUGUACAAGACCACAACCCAAAAGGCAGCAACAAAGACACAAACCACCGGAAUCCCGGGAAUGCUGCGGAUAUACACAGAUGGAAGUUCAUUAAGGAACGGCACCCCGUUAGCAUCGGCCGGAGUAGGGGUAUACUUCGGCCCUGACGAUCAAAGAAAUGUUUCGGAGCCACUCAAAGGUGCUCGUCAAACAAAUCAACGUGCCGAACUGACAGCCAUCCUUCGGGCCAUUGAUAUUGCUCCUCGGCACCGAGAUGUAACCAUAUUCACCGACAGUCGAUAUGCAAUUGACUGCGUAACGGUGUGGUUCGUCAACUGGCGUCGCAAUAAUUGGAUGACUCGUGAUAAGAAGCCAGUUGAGAAUAAGGAUCUGGUUGAGUCAAUCCUUGUGAAGAUCGAGGAACGCAAUGAGCUCAAGGUCAAGACCUUGUUUGAAUGGGUCAAGGGCCACAAUAAAGACUAUGGCAAUGAACAGGCUGAUCGUCUAGCGGUCAACGGAGCCCACCAGGGCGUAGUUGCCAAGGCAGAGGCACUUGAGGUAGCCCAAGAUGUGCCUGACGAGGUUUUUGACGACGAUUUUUACUAA
Molecule: messenger RNA, 1188 nt
Organism: Penicillium antarcticum
Lineage: Eukaryota; Fungi; Ascomycota; Eurotiomycetes; Eurotiales; Aspergillaceae
Product: RNA-DNA hybrid ribonuclease
Exons: 3
Coding region: 1-1188 (395 amino acids)
Biological process (GO): DNA replication, removal of RNA primer
Molecular function (GO): RNA-DNA hybrid ribonuclease activity; nucleic acid binding
Source: RefSeq, a predicted model, not a curated record